Molecule: messenger RNA, 4776 nt
Organism: Lasiodiplodia theobromae
Lineage: Eukaryota; Fungi; Ascomycota; Dothideomycetes; Botryosphaeriales; Botryosphaeriaceae
Product: Pab1 binding protein
Exons: 8
Coding region: 1-4776 (1591 amino acids)
Biological process (GO): lipid homeostasis; mitochondrion organization
Cellular component (GO): mitochondrial inner membrane
Source: RefSeq, a predicted model, not a curated record
AUGGCGUCCAUGAACGCCACGAACGGCAACGCCUCGCCCUCCGUCAGUUCGGGCAGCACUAAGGCACAGCUGAAGACAACAACGAGCGGCAAGGCCAUGGACGGCACGCGCAAGCAGACCGCCAGCCCCAUUGACGCUUCGCAGAGGAAAGCGCCCGCUCCCAAGGCUUGGUCCUCAGGAACGAACCCGAUCACCCAGCGCCCCAACAAUCCGGCAUUAUCCAACGGCGCAGCCGGCGCGGGCAAAGGUCCUGCUGGAGCUAAAGGCAUGGCGGCUCCCUCAAAAGAAGCCUCGGCCUCGGACAACAAUAAGCAUGCGCACGACCGCAUGAUCUUCUUAAUCAGUAAUUUUGUUGGUAUGCCCGCGUCCGUCACGCUGAAGAGCGGCGAGCGUUUCUCCGGUAUAUUCUCGAGCUCUUCCCUCGAGCAGCAGGAGUACCGUUACACUUUCAAGAUGGUGAAGCGGCUGCCAUCCCUCGGCGGCCAGGUCAACGGUACAUCUGAAUCUCAGGACGACUACUGCGGUGUUGGCCGAGACUAUCGUAUGAUUUUCGACGUGAAGGAUGUUGUCGUACUAAACGUAGAGAAUGUCGCCAUGGAUAAGACGAAGGCCAGAAACGGUGCGUCCGUCGGCUUCAAGACAGACAGUGACAUCUCUGGCCACCUCCAGGCUCGCGAGCGCAAUCUCCAACCUUGGGUUCCUAGUGCAGAUACCAAGGUCGACAUGUCGCUCGGCGAUGAUUCCGGCGCCGGCUGGGAUCAGUUCGAGACCAACGAGCGCUUGUUCGGCGCUACGAGCAACUACGACGAGGACUUAUACACUACUAGGAUCGAUCGCAACGAUCCGCGGUACAAGGACCGAGCAGCCAAGGCUGAAAAGCUUGCUAGGGAAAUCGAAUCCGGCUCCGCGCUGAACGCCCACGUCUUGGAGGAGCGUGGCCAAGUGUCUGUUGACGAUAGUGGUUUGGACGAGGAGGAGAAGUACAGUGGUGUCAAACGCGACCUUCCGUCACCCUCGUCGGGUCAGCCCAACAAGUACACUCCCCCCGCAAGGAGAGCACCUACUGCGCAGGCCACCGUUGCAGGGGCGCCAGUCGAUCCAGCCAUCAUAUCCUCUCAAAUCGCGCGCCCUGACGCUUCCGCUGCCCGCCCGUCCCAGCCCCAGGCUGCGGAAUCCAAAGAUCAGCAAGCUCCUACCGCGCCGAAAUCUGAAGAUAGGCAAUCUGCGACGACUGCGAUUGCGGGAGAGCAAGCAGCUGCAGCAACCAAUGCGACAAAACCUGCAGACACGUCCGUCGCAGCGCCUGCCACCGAAGCUAGUAAGAAGCCACCGUCCACACUGCAACAGACCACCUCAGAUAUGGCAACUCGGAAGCCUGGACGAACUGGACCCAACACUGUUGAGCAUGAUCUUCUGGACUCUUUCAAGCAAUUUUCUGCCAACGAGAAGAUGAAGUUGCAGGAGAGGCAGCGUCAUGCCGCUAGGCACGACAAGAACGUCAAGCUCAACGACCUCAAGAAGUUUGCCAUGAACUUCAACUACAGUGCUCCCAUCCCAGAUGACUUGAUUCCAAUCCUAGCCAAGGACCCCAGCAAGCAACAGGAAAUCAAGCAGAAGUCCCAGAAGGCUGCCGAGGAUCGCAAGUCUUCGGCUGUUUCAGCCACCGAAGCGAAGGCCGCCGUCAACAACACCGAUGCCAAGACGCAGCAGAGGGCCUCCGGGCCUGCAGUGCCGCCCUCUAUCAAUCAGCGUGGCGCAAGGCCGAACCAGGGCCCUUACCCUCAAGCGCCCCGUGGCGACAGAAAUGCUCAGAACAUUCCGGGUAUGCCACCAAGGAAUGGCCCGGGAAUGCUCAGUCAGCGCCUUGCGAUCACUCAGCAGCAACACAAGGCUGGUGUGGGCAUGCCUACCAUGCCACUGCCAAUUCACGACCUGCGCAUUCCGCCUUCUGGUCCUGCCGCGCCAUCUAGUGGAUCACACACGCCGUCUUCAAGCAUUUCCACCAGGUUCAAUGUAAAGGCGCUCGAGUUCCGGCCCAAUCCUGCCGCUAACACGUUUACACCGGGAGGUAACGGUAGUAACGCAUCGAGCCCGAGGAAGGAAUCUGCUCCGCCUCGUCCGGAGCCACGUAGGGCGCCGACGAGUAGCUUCUUUGGUUCACACAAGCCCACCGCGCCCGCUGAAAGGCCGUCUUUGGCUGACAUGUUCAACCCCAUCAAGCGUAUGAAGAAGGACGUACAGGCGGACAACAAGAGCAAGGAGUACGCAGCCAAUGGCGGAAUUCCUCAGGCUUAUAGGACCCCGCCGAUCUGGGACGUCCCGGAACAAAACCGUGACAAGAACUUUACAGACUUGUUUGAGCGUGCUCCUAUUACAGUCCAGCCGAACUCAGCUCCUCAAGCUGCUCUUAACAACGUUCACCCUCCGCACCAGCACCAGCUCCCCACUCAUCUUCAGCAAGGCGGCCAGGGAAUGCCGCAAGUGCACACCCCCCAGCACACGCCUCGCCACCCUCCUGUUCAGCCCCACCAUCCAGGCGCCCCGCACUUUGAUGGUCAUAACAUGCAAUUCUCAGCGUCGAACUCUUCGAUUCACCCCUCCCCUCGUGCAGGCAUGCCUCAGUUCAUCUACGGCCAAGUACCACAGCAUUUGCCCAACUUCCAGCAAGGCGCUAUGCCGGCGACCUAUGCAAUGAGCCCGGCAAUGCGUGCAGUACCUGUUGGUCCACAGCCAGGGUUCGUUGCUUCAGGCCCUGUCAUGGGCAGCCACCCCAUGAUGAACCAGCACUCGAACGGCCCUGGAAUGUUCCCUGGUCCUCAGAUGCCGCAAAUGCCUCAGAUUCCCCAAAUGCAGCAGAUGAUGCAAUCUCCCGGUCCAGGUCAAGCCUACCCUUACCAGCCAGGCAUGAUGCCUGCACCCCCUGGUGCCAAUGGCUUCCCCAGUCCGAGGCCUGGCCCAGCGCCCAUGAUGGUCCAUCAGGGUUCUCAACAGGGGCAUGCCCCGCAGCAGUUCAUGCCCAUGCCCAAUGGUGGAUAUCCAGCUCUGUUCCACCAGAUUCAGCCGGGAUCAAUGACACCGAUGCGUGGCCCCUACCCACAACCGCAUGUCCAAACCUGCCUCCGUCAACAACAGCAGUCUCCACAGCCUCUGCGUCAACGCCUCGGCUACGCCACCCAAUCCAAUGCAAGGACCAUACCCCGGCAGAAGAGACGGCGGCGCCUAAUUCUUGCUGCAGCUGGCGGCGGUACUGUCGCCGCAGCUGUGGCGGUGAGCGACGAUGCGAAGCACGCGGUCACGGCCGUUCGGCGCUCAGGGCGAGUCGUUACUACCCUUUACGUGAACAUUCAGGAUUACCGCAAAACGCUCAAGCAUGACGCCAACGACCCCGACUACCCCGAGCUGCUCAAAGCGUGCCACAAGCGCUGUGCGGAGAGAACGCUAUGGACCCUGGAAAAGAAUGGCUCGAUAUUCAUCAAGCUGGGACAACAUCUGAGUAGCAUGAACUACCUCCUUCCGACCGAGUGGUGCGACACGUUCAUUCCGCUGCAAGACAAGUGCCCGGUGUCGUCGUUUGAGUCGGUCGAGGAGAUGGUGAUGAAGGACACCGGACAGUCUCUCAUGGAUUACUUUUCCGAGUUUGAAGAGACGCCCAUUGGCGCGGCGUCGCUGGCACAAGUCCAUCGCGCCGUGGUGAGGGAGACGGGACAGAAGGUAGCGGUCAAGGUGCAGCACCCCGCGCUGGACGAAUGGGCCCCGCUCGAUUUGGCUCUGACCCGAUUCUCUUUUGCUACGCUGAAAAGAUGGUUCCCCGAGUACGAUCUUACAUGGCUUGCCUCGGAGAUGGACAUUUCGCUUCCGCAAGAGCUGGACUUCCGCAGGGAGGCCGAGAAUGCCAUGCGGGCCAAGGAAUACUUCUCCAAUAUCAAAGAUGCGCCCCUGAUCAUCCCGGACGUCCUGUGGGCGGAACGUCGCUUUCUGGUCAUGGAAUACGUCACCGGACAUCGGCCGGAUGACCUUGAGUACCUUGAUUCCCACGGCAUCGACCGCGACGAGGUGUCUGCUGCUCUUGCACGUAUAUUUAACGAGAUGAUUUUCGGUACCAACGCCCCGCUCCACUGCGAUCCUCAUGGAGGUAACCUCGCCAUACGCCACAACCCCUCCCGAUGGGGCAAGGGAAACUUUGACAUCAUUCUCUACGACCAUGGCCUGUAUAGAGACAUUCCCAUGGACAUUCGCCGAUCGUACGCCAAGCUAUGGCUUGCUGUUCUGGACGCGGAUGAGGCACGCAUGAGAAAAUACGCAAAGGAAGUUGCUGGCAUACCUGAUGAGUAUUUCCCUCUGUUCGCAAGCGCCAUUACUGGCAGGGACUUCACUGCGGUGAGAUCGGGUGUGGGAAAGCCGAGAAACGAGGCCGAGAAGGAGGCUAUAUCCACUGCUCUGGGUGAGGGAAUGCUGCAGCAAUUGGUCGAUCUACUUGGCAAGGUACCUAGGGUCAUACUGCUGAUUCUGAAGACCAAUGACCUGACACGAUCGCUCGAUGAGAAUCUCCACACGCGCCAGGGACCGAUUCGGACGUUCUUGAUUCUUGCUCGCUACGCAUCCCGCACGGUUUUUGAAGAGCACAUGGAAGCUUUGAGCGGCAGCAUCUUGCGGCCGAGGAACCUCUUCCGCUUUUUGCGUGCUUGGCUCUCGUAUGUGAGAGUGGACUUGGAACUUAACUUGUAUGAGUACUACUUGUCUCUCAGGCGGGUGCUCGGGUUGCAUCCGGUGAUGUAA